AUGAAAAGUAAUCUCGCUAGACCUGAUGUUGUUCCACGAGAAGGGUACUCCAGCAAUGGCUUAUGUGAGAAAUGUAACCGCCAACAGGAAAUAAUAAUGCGAAAAGUCGCAGAGUUUGAGCCAUUAAAGGAGGAACGCUGGAGUGAGGAGUUGGAGAUGUAUCGCUAUAAGCUAAACAAAGCCUAUCCGUUAUGUGCUAGAUGUACAUUUUUCACGCAGAACCGGAUGCAAGAAGAAAAGGUGAAAUAUGCCUAUCUAUUCGCGCUCAAGAACAAUUUCGCCAAAUCUAUAGUCAGUGGCAUUACUUCAGUUACAAGACUGGCUAAAAAGGCGGUACGACGUCGCCGACAUUUCUUUGCUGGUGGUUUCAUGGUUGAAAUACUACAUACGAUUUCAUUUGUUCUAGCCUUGUUGUUGUUCAUUUCACAGUUCAACUACCUGCAAGAGGAUGCCGGACUUGAUCUGUUCCGAUUUCCUCUGUUUAUUCAAAUGGCGCUCCCUUCCCUGCUGGGCGUAGCUUACCAUCUCGUCGGAGGAUUGUUUUGUGCUCACAUGAUAACGAUAUGGACGAAUAAGUGUCGCACAACAUUGCCGGAUCUUAUUCUUCCAGUUAUUGCUGCAAUGCAUCUGGCAUCUUUUAUUCGCCGAAACAAAUAUCGCGAAGAUUUGGCACUGUUUCGGUGUGCUUUCGCUUGUUUUGAGACAUUGUUAUCUACGGCUGUUACAUUUGUCCCACGUAAAAAGAUCUCUCGGACUCGACCGAACAGAAUGCUGUCGAGCGCAUUUUCUGUUGCAUCCACGCCUGUGUCGCAAUGUUCUUCCCAAACGAGCAGUUGCGACAACUCUAUGGUGCACGAUAGGACCCUAAACAGCAGUAUUGGAGAGAGGAAAGAUUCAACGCCGAAUGAUACCGUUGUGCGACAGCGUCUAAAAUGGCGAGAGCGUCAGCAAACGCCAGAGCCUUCAGCUAGCCCAGCAAGAAAGAUUGGGUGUGAAUACGAGAUGGACUGGGAACCGUCUCUAGAUCGGACUACUACACAGCCAUCUCGCAGUAUGCGUCCGUCAGAAGUGAUGGCGCGUAUGCGUAUGAUUCGCGAGUCCACUCCGAGUCGGGAACUUGCACCUUCUUUGUCAUCGCUCUCAUUGCUUGGUGAUUCGCAGCAAUCCGAGUCCGGCGGUUUCGGAGGAUUUACAGGACAUCGAACUCGCACAGCCGCCUCUGAAAUUGGUAGAGGCCGAUACAACGCUCCUUCCAUUGCCCCUUCACACUUUUCGGUUCGUUGUUGA
Ostertagia ostertagi is the source of this 1287-nucleotide messenger RNA. The record is from the annotation of a GenBank genome assembly. NCBI's taxonomy places the organism in Eukaryota, Metazoa, Nematoda, Chromadorea, Rhabditida, Trichostrongylidae.